AUGUCCUCGCCGGCGAAGCAUCAGGUCGCCGACCCACCGGCGUCGCAGACGGUCUUCCCCGACGAGAUCCUGGAGGAGAUCUUCCUCCGCCUCGACGCCGCGGAAGACCUCGCCCGCGCCUCCACCGCCUGCACGACGUUCCGCCACGUCGUCUCCGCGCGCCGCUUCCUUCACCGCUUCAGGUGCCUCCACCCCCCGCCCGUCCUCGGCGUCCUCGAGUUCGACGCACCGGGAACAUUUCAUCCCGCGGAGCCGCCCCACCGCUCAGCCCCAGCCGCGCAGUCCGCCGACUUCACUUUCUCCUUCCUCGGCACCCCUCACUGCUGGCAGGUCUGCGAUGCCCGCGACGGCCGCGUUCUGCUUUACCGUCGCGUCAGCGUCACCGCCGUGUUUGCUGACCUCAUGGUCUGCGACCCCUUUCACCGCCGGCACGUCCAGCUACCCGCCAUCCCCGACGACCUAGCGGCUGCUACUGGGGGCUGGGGCAUGCAGGAAUUCGAUCCAUUCCUCAAUCCAAACAGUGACAAUGCGAAACCAGAUUUCUCAUUCCCGGUGAUUUGCGCUGUGCAGUGCGAACACAAGCUGGUGUCCUUCCACUUCUCUUCAGUCACCGGACAAUGGCAGGGCAUCACGUUCAAUCGAACAAUUUCUUUGGAGCCUUUCUUUGUUAGGUUUCAGAAGAUGUUUGAGCGCCACUAUGCACACGGCUGCUUCUUCUGGAUGAUCAAUAUCGUCAGCAGUUUCCUGGUCAUGCUCAACAUGCAUGAUAUGAAACUCUCAGUUGUUGACCUCCCUCCUGGCAUACAUGGGAUCCCACGAGCACGGGCCAUUGUGGAGGCAGGGGAAGGCAUGAUUGGUCUGUUCACUCUUAGUGAUGAUGGCAUGCUACAGCUCUACUAUAAGUCUUUGCGAGGCACUGAGUGGCAUCACGAAAGGAUAAUCCCCUUGCCCAAACCAAACAGUUACUGGAGCAUCGAUCACACAGCUGCUGGGUACUUACUCCUAAAAGCAUCACAACUGGAUCCUUCCCUGUUUGCAAUGCGGGAGUCACAGUAUUUCACACUCAAUCUCAAGACAUUCCUAGUUGAAGAGCUGUGCGUUUCAUGGGAACCUGAGUGGCAGCACGAAAGGAUAAUUCCCUUGCCCAAACCAUACAGUUACUGGAACAACUUUGGUGCAAGUGCAGGGUACUUACUCCUAAAAGCGACACCACGGGAUACUUCGCAGUUUGCAACACAGUAUUUCUAUUUCACACUCAAUCUCAAGACAUUCCUAGUUGAAGAGCUGUGCGUUUCGCACACUAGAGGUGCUCUCCUCUAUGCAAGUUUCUUAUCAUCAUUCUCACUGCCAAGUAUAUGA
This is a messenger RNA of Miscanthus lutarioriparius, 1359 nucleotides long. NCBI's taxonomy places the organism in Eukaryota, Viridiplantae, Streptophyta, Magnoliopsida, Poales, Poaceae. The record is from the annotation of a GenBank genome assembly.